AAAGAAUGAACCAAUCCUCGUUUUCAACCUCACCUGUGCCAUGAGCCGAGUCCUGUCCGACUCGUGUCUGGCUGCGGGACUUGGCAUCCUGCUGGCGCAUUUGUUCACUUUCGCCGCCAAUGGAUUCCUGGAAGUUCCAGUAGUCCAUGCUGCGUGGGGUUGGUCCAUGCCCUCGCCCUCGCCCAUGCCAUCUCCGAUGCCAUCCCCACCACCGAUGCCACCACCUUCGCCACCACCUUCGCCUCCUCCUUCGCCUCCCACUUGUGGAACCUGGGGUUCAUGGAGUGCUUGCUCGGUGUCCUGUGGCAGCGGUACACGCAUGCGAACCCGCAGUGGCAGCUGCGCGCCCUUCUCCGAGUCUGAAAACUGCGAUGCCGGAGCCUGCCCGACCUGCGGUGACUGGUCCCAGUGGAGCUCCUGUGGUGCCAGCUGUGGCGAUUCCACGCAGGCACGCUCACGGAGCGGCGGUGCCUGUGCAUCCUUCAGCGAUUCACAGACCUGCAAUCAGGGAGCUUGCCCUGAACCCUGCGGAGACUGGACACAGUGGUCGAGCUGUUCAAGCACAUGUGGUACAGGAACUCGAGAAAGGUCAAGAACUGGGCAGUGCUCAUCUUCCAACGACGAGUCCGAGUCCUGCACCUUGAGCGCUUGCGACGACGGAGCCUCGACGGCCUCCGUGCCGAACGUGCCCAAUUGCGGCACCUGGCAACAGUGGAGCGGCUGCACCGCCAGCUGUGGACCCGCCAGUCGCAUGCGCUCCCGUGGUGGCGAAUGCCAACCCUUCGUCGAGUCGGAGGCGUGCAACCAACCUGGCUGCUCGAGCCCCAGCCCUCCGCCAAGCCCGCCCAGCCCUCCGAGCCCGCCGAGCCCGCCGAGCCCUCCGAGCCCUCCGAGCCCCACCACGAGUGUGUCAACGACGAGCGCUUUGCCCACAACGAUGGCUGGGACCACGAUGGCUCUUGGGAGACCGGUGACGAAUGUGGUGGAAGUACGCCUCAGAAUCGCUGCGGACUUCAGCAACGCGGCGAAGGACAUCGACGCCUUUCGCGAGAACUUCCGCAGCGGCGUGGCAGAGGUGGCCGGCAUCUCCAAGGAGCGAGUCAUGGUGCGAGGCAUCACCAAGGGAUCCAUCAUUGUUGAUUUCAUGGUCACGGCUGCAGAGACGAUGAGUGACACCUCUGCAGCAGCAGCCAUCCAGGAAGUGGAGCGGAAGGUCUCCGAACCCAAUGCCUGGCCAAACAGCUUGAGCACGUUGAUGGCCGCGGGUGCCACCGUGGAGGCCAAGGCCGUGCGUGAGAUUCAGAAGGACGAGAUCCAGGCGAUGGCCAUCAUGUCCAGUGGGGCAGUCUUCCUGACGCCGCUCGCGGGCUACGCUCCACCGUUGGGUUGCAGCUGCCGACGGGGCGAUGGCGUCACCGCGGGCUGUGCCAAUCACAAGAGCUUGUCUCCACCGUGGUGCUUGGUGGACUCUGCGUGCCCCCAGAGUCAACAGGGCGUGCAGGGAACCUGGGCCUGGUGUGAGACCACAGAUGGAAACACUAGGGAUGAUCGACCGACCGUGGUGGACUCUGGCCGUGGUUGCCACUCGUGCGGAGUCACUGGGCUUGUUGCAAUGACCAUUUUUCUUCUCACUCUUGGCUUCACAAGAUGAGACAUCAUUGAAAGCGUGGUCGGAUGCGGAUUUCGGAAGAUUCUGCCCUGAGUAGACUGAGCGUGCCUGAGCAUCCAGCGAUUCUCAUGGUGCAAACUGUGUAGAGACUCGGCGUAGAACCGAUCCUGAUGGGAGGAUGAUUCUUC
Durusdinium trenchii is the source of this 1797-nucleotide messenger RNA. NCBI's taxonomy places the organism in Eukaryota, Dinophyceae, Suessiales, Symbiodiniaceae. The record is from the annotation of a GenBank genome assembly.